Melanaphis sacchari is the source of this 1100-nucleotide messenger RNA. RefSeq lists its product as uncharacterized. The transcript has 7 exons. The coding region runs from base 96 to 962 and encodes 288 amino acids. The record is from RefSeq and is a predicted model, not a curated record. Lineage: Eukaryota; Metazoa; Arthropoda; Insecta; Hemiptera; Aphididae.
ACCUUAGUAAGACCUAUAAGACCUCCCAUAGGUGAUAGGUCCAUCAUAGUGUUAGUUUAACUGUAUUACAAUACUGUUCAUAUAUUACAAUUAAAAUGAUUAAAAUUCAGACGUUUUUUUUGAAACUUAGUUUUUUAAUAUUUUUGUACUCAAGCUAUGUAAAUGGUUGUGUCAGUAAUAAAAAAUUGUAUACUGAAAUCGGAUGUAAACCUAUUUACAGUAAUGAUUCAAAUUCUUGUCCAGUGGCCUAUGAUUGCGAAAAUGUGUUCACAAGACCAAGUAACAAAUGUUAUCUGAAUGGAAAUGUUUACGAACCAGUUGAUAGUCUUUCUAAAACUGACUCAGCAUUAAACCCAUGUCUUGCCGCUUGCUUUUGUGAUCAGAGGACAUAUGAAAAUAAGACCUCAACUAAAUUUACAUGUGCCAAGGUUGAAUGUCCAUCAUACUUCACAAGACUAAGAGAUCCAUGCUAUUAUCAAUAUGAUAGAGAUUCAUGCUGUGAGGUUAAAAAAUACUGUCCUGAAGAAAAAGCAGUUGAUCAUGAAUGUAUGUAUGACAAUCAGGUUUACAAAAAUGGUCAACGAUUUUAUGUUGGUGAUUAUUUAAAAUGUGUGUGUUCUCCGGAAUUUAAUGGUACACUAAGUGAUAAAUCAUGUAGAGAAGUUGGCUGUGGUUAUGAGAUUUUAUACAUGGAAAAUAUUUUAAUAAAAAGUGCACCUGUUUAUUUUGAAAAAGUAGAUGGAUGCCCUGUUGAAUGGUUAAAUCCUGAGUAUAAUGUCGCAACUGCUGAUGAAACCACUUCUACCAGUAACUCUAAUGGCUACAAAUGCAAGUAUGGAGAUUUAAGUUUUUCAAUAGGUCAAAUUAUAACUUUUGGUUCAUUAUCAGACUCAAAUUCGUACAAAACAACAUGUUCUUGUAAUACCCCUCCUUUAAUUACUUGCAUUAAAACGAGGAUAUAGAUCAUUUAAUAAUACAAAUAUUAUAGUACAUAAUUAUAUAUAAUAAACUUAAAUAUAAUAAAUUAUACAAAUAAUUUUAUUCAUAUAGGUUGGUAUAAACGUAUGAUUACAAUAUUCAAUAAAACUAUUUUUUACAAA